GCCCGAAACAACUGCUUCCUAAAAAUGGAGUUCUUAAUGACCCAGAAGCCGGGCCAAGCUAUGUAAGGUAUCCAGGGUUUGGUCUCCCAGCUUCUCCUGUCUGUCUUUCGCCUUUGUCUUCCAACCAGGGUUGCUAGUUUGCCGUGGCUGCUUCUCAGUGACCUCAAUCUAUCUAGACGGAUUCGUAGGGAAAGCCGAGGGUGGCAGGAGGCUAGCAAAUCAAGCUGGCAACCAGAGAGCUGGACCUCCGCAGGCUCUGGAAUUCCUCUUCCUUCCCCCAACGAUAAACAAGCAGAAACACCCCGAGAUGAAAGCAGCCUGCUGGCUCCUGGCAGCUUUUUACAUGCUCACUAGCUGCAGGGCAGAAGAAGGACUGGAAUUCCCUACCUACGAUGGCAAAGAUCGGGUGAUUGACCUGAGCGAGAAAAACUACAAGCAGGCCUUCAAGAAGUAUGACAUGGUCGGUGUGCUACUUCAUGAGCCUGUGGCGUCCGACAAAACUUCGCAGAGGCGCUUUCAAAUGACCGAGAUGGUGCUGGAGCUCGCUGCACAGGUCCUCGAAGAGAAAGGCAUUGGUUUUGGAUUACUGGAUUCCAAGAAAGAUGCCAAACUUGCCAAAAAGCUGGGUUUGGAUGAAGAAGGCAGCCUUUACAUCUUUAAGGAGGAUCACAUCAUCGAGUUUGAUGGGCAAAUGGCUGCAGACGUCUUGGUUGAAUUCCUCCUAGACCUGAUGGAAGACCCAGUGGAGAUCAUCGGCAGCAAAUUGGAGCUGCAGGCCUUUGACCACAUGGAAGAAGAGACCAAACUCAUUGGCUACUUCAAAGGAGAAGACUCAGAACAUUACAAAGCAUUUGAGGAGGCGGCGGAACACUUCCAGCCCUACGUCAAGUUCUUUGCCACCUUUGACAAAGGGGUUGCAAAGAAACUGGGCCUGAAGCUAAAUGAGGUGGAUUUCUAUGAGCCCUUUAUGGAUGAACCGGUCCACAUCCCGGACAAGCCAUAUACAGAAGAAGAACUGGUUGAUUUUGUGAAUGAGCACAGAAGAGCCACACUGCGCAAACUGCGCCCAGAAGAUAUGUUUGAGACCUGGGAGGAUGACCUUGAUGGCAUUCACAUUGUGGCAUUUGCUGAAGAAGAUGACCCAGAUGGCUUUGAAUUCCUGGAAAUUGUCAAGCAGGUUGCUAAAGACAACACCGACAACCCUGAAUUGAGCAUUGUGUGGAUUGACCCAGACGACUUUCCUCUGCUCAUUGUGUAUUGGGAAAAGACCUUCAAGAUCGACCUAUUCAAGCCCCAGAUUGGUGUGGUCAAUGUCACAGAUGCUGAUAGUGUCUGGAUGGAUAUCAGAGAUGAUGAUGACCUCCCCACAGCCGAGGAAUUGGAAGAUUGGAUAGAGGAUGUGCUUUCUGGGAAGAUAAACACUGAAGACGAUGAUGUUGAUGAAGAUGAUGGUGACGAAGAUGAUGAUGACGAUGAUGACGAUGACGACUAGGUUAUGGCACUUUGAAAGCAUCCGGACAUUAAAUUUAUAUUCCUCAAGAUGUUAUGCCUCCCAGUGUUCUCCCUUAAAGGGAAGACAUUUGUAUUUAGGACUUCCAAAGUCUGUUUCUAAGAGUCACUGAAGGCUUGCUGCCUUGUUUUCUUUCCUUUGUACCCAUCUCCAACAUAUUUCCUAUUCUAAUUUCCAAAAGCUGUUUCCCAAGCAUAAGACAAUUAAAAAAAAAGUGACUGCAUGGCAUUUUUGCUCUCUGCAGAUCUCUCUGUUU
Molecule: messenger RNA, 1766 nt
Organism: Zootoca vivipara (common lizard)
Lineage: Eukaryota; Metazoa; Chordata; Lepidosauria; Squamata; Lacertidae
Gene: CASQ2
Product: calsequestrin 2
Biological process (GO): regulation of cardiac muscle contraction by regulation of the release of sequestered calcium ion
Cellular component (GO): sarcoplasmic reticulum lumen; Z disc
Molecular function (GO): calcium ion binding
Source: RefSeq, a predicted model, not a curated record